Molecule: messenger RNA, 838 nt
Organism: Zeugodacus cucurbitae (melon fly)
Lineage: Eukaryota; Metazoa; Arthropoda; Insecta; Diptera; Tephritidae
Exons: 2
Coding region: 140-838 (232 amino acids)
Source: RefSeq, a predicted model, not a curated record
GCCUAGACAGACGAACAAAAUUAAUUGGCAUUAAGAAAUGAUAAUGCGCAUUGAAAUUUUAUAGUGACAGACGACAAAUUUUGUGCAUUUAUACAGCUGAUUGAGAAAUUUGUUUAUUUAUUACAAACGUGAAAUAAAAAUGGAUAAAAAAGAGUUAUUAAUGGCAAUUUUGGUAUUUUUGGAAAACAAAAAGAAAUUUAAUGAAAGAAUUAAAUUGUUAUUAAAUACAUUACAAGAUAAUGAAGUGCAAUUAAAAGCAAUAGUGGAUUUUAACGAAAUCAUACAUGCUGGACUUGUAUUCGCUCAGGAGCACCAUCGACAUAUUUGGAAAUUCGAUCGAGGUGGUAUAUUUUGGGAGCACGAUGUCCCAACCAUGGAUGACUCAAGGUUCAAAGAAAAUUUUCGGCUAGAUAGAAGGGCAUUCAAAAAAGUGUGCGAAAAGGUAAAGAGUAUUGGAAAAAUGGAUAGCAACAUGAGGCGCUGUAUCUCACUUGAAAAAAGAGUAGCUAUAGCACUCUUUUCUUUGGGUUCGGCAGCGGAAUAUAGGACUGUUGCUAGUUUGUUUGGCGUUGGGCGCAGCACAGUUGGAGAAAUUGUGAUCGAUUUUUGUCAUGAAGUAUGUGGUACUCUUUCGGAUUGCAUUAAUGCAUACUCCCCACAUCCGCAAGAAUUAAGAAGAAUUGUAGAAGGUUUCAAACUGAUGGGGUUCCCACAAUGCUUUGGUGCUGUUGAUGGCUGCCACAUCGAAGUGCAACCCAAAAAAGUGGAAGCCAUAGACUAUUACAAUUAUAAAGGCUGGUAUUCAGUCAUUUUGUUGGCAAGCUGUGAUCAGAGGUAA